CUGCAAGCUCUCUCGCGGCUGGCCGAACGCGGACUCAGACGACAUGACCAACAACACGACUCACGGCCAGACCGACGUGCCCACUUCCGGACCACAUGAAGCGAUAACGACUCGCCUCGAUGGGUGAUGCAGCAUGUCUGCGCAGCCCCCACGCACGGAAGAGGAGGAGACGGAGGAGCAGCACCACUCCGGCCUCCAGGUUGAUGACGAUGGCGGAGAGGACAACGAGGCGGAGGAGGAGGAGGACGACGACGACGACGACGACGGCGAAGACGACGACGACGAGCCCAAGCUGAAGUACGCGAAGCUGACCCCGAGCCUAUCCAACGUGUACCGCAAUGGCGAUCUCACCACCGCCUUUGGCGUGUAUGGCGACAAGAUGGUCGUGGGCACAGCAAAUGGCAGCGUACAUGUCCUCGCUGUGCCUACGCUACAGAGCUUGCGCACCUACAAGGCGCAUUCGGCCAGCGUGACCAGCGUAUCCGUGUCUCCGGUGCCGCCUGCACCAGUACUGGUACAGUCCAAGGACGGCAGCGCUUCACUGCUACAGGCCACAUUGCCCACCGACAAAAAGCUGGCCCCUCCUACGCGAACUGCCACCAGCACAUCGUUGCCGAGAGGACAGCAGCGAUCACAGCAAGCCGCUGUUCCGAACACACCGAACAACCAAAUAUAUAUCGCUACGUCCUCCCAAGAUGGGCACGUAUGCGUGCAGUCGCUGGUUGAUCCUCAGGAUGUUCAGCUUCGCAACUUCGCGCGUCCCGUGAAUGCGGUGGCUCUUUCGCCAGAAUACAAGAGCGACCGGACCUAUCUUUCUGCCGGCUUAGCUGGGAAGCUCAUACUAACCGUUGGCGGGAGGGCUGGAGUCAGCAUAGACGCCAAUACAAACAGUGCGGCAGCUGCGGCGACGGGUUGGCUUGGAGCAAUUGGGUUGGGGGCUAACAACGGCACGGAUACCAUCUUGCACUCGGGCGAAGGAGCAAUCAGCAAUAUCAAAUGGAGCUUGAGUGGGAAAUGGGUCGUAUGGGUCAAUGAAGAAGGCAUCAAGAUCAUGCGAAGUCACCUCAAGCUUGGUAGCGAGAAUCGGGAAGACGCCUGGAAGCGUAUAGCACAUGCGGCGAGACCGAAUCGCAAAACGUGGGAAGACAUGGUUGGCGUGUGGAAAGGCCGAUGUGAGUGGAUUGAUGAGCAGGGUCUGGAGAGCGACGAGCUAGCCACUGGUCGUGGAGAGACACAUUCGAAAGGCGCGAAUGGCACAAACAACACAGAUGGUCCAACACAAGGCAAGAAGAAGUUUGAGCGAUUAGUCGUGGGCUGGGGAGACACCGCGUGGGUAUUGCAUGUGCAGUCAGGAAGCUCAGUGCCCUCGUCACCCAACGCAAAGAGGCAAGUGGGCAGCGCAGACAUCAUACAUAAGAUGCAGUUCCGAGACUGUAUCAUUUCGGGUAUCAGCCUGUACACGCCCUCACUCCUGGCGAUCUUGGCAUAUCGAACGCGAGACGACGAUGACAAGCCCAUCAUGCAAGCACCUCUCUCCGAGGACAAGUCCAGCACCCCUACGAAAACAGGCCGUCAGCAUCGACAUACUAGUCUGGCACCACAUCUUCGACUUGUCAAUGUGGCUGAUGGUGAAGAGGUCGAGCUCGACGAGUUGGCUGUAUCACGAUACGAGACUCUUUCGUCGCAGGACUAUCACCUGGGAACGCUUUACAUGCCUCCCCCAUUGCCCGAAAAAAGUGCGAAAGAAGAAAGAGGAAAGCUUGGCGAGCUCUGGAAUGUUACUCGCGAUGUCGCAGUCACAAGUGGUGGCUAUGCCACGAGGAUCUUCUCAUCGAGCGCGAGUGUCUUCAGUGGCAGCAGUGGAGAUCGAGAUGCGAACGGCAGAGCAAUGUCUUUUGCGUCUACUGGGCGUCAGGGCUCUGGAAUGGAUGUCACCUCGACCCCGGUACUCACUCGCAACGUGGACGCUCAUCCAUACUCACUGGAACCUGGCCUGAAGCUGUUUAUUCACUCCCCUUUUGAUUGCGUGCUAGCUGUGAAGCGCGAACUCUCUGAUCAUCUUGAAUGGCUCCUCGAGCACGAGCACUACGAAGAUGCCUGGAAGCUGAUUGACGAACAUCCGGAGGCUGUCGAUGCAUCCACAGCCGACCUACAGUCCGUCUCAUCGACUCCCACUUCCCCCAACAAAACCGGGACAAAUCAGAGUCUCGCCGACUUUUUCGGAUCUGAUUCCAGCUCGCAGGCCACAAAUCCUGCUAAUGCUCUGCGUGCUCACAACGCUGCUCCACAGCGAGAAAAGAGGCGUAUAGGCGAUCUCUGGCUGCAACAAUUGGUAUCAACUGGAGAUUGGCGGCGCGCGGGAGAGGUUGCCGGCAAGGUGCUGGGAACUAGCAGUCGAUGGGAGCACUGGGUGUGGACUUUUGCUCAGUCCAGCAAAUUCGACGAGAUAACGCCAUACAUUCCAUCAACGACGCUGCAACCUCCGCUACCGAGCCUGGUGUACGAGGUGAUUUUAGGUCACUACAUUGUCAAGGAUGUCUCUCGUUUAACAGAUCUGUUGGACAAGUGGGAUCCGGAGCUCUUCGACGUUCAGAGCGUCAUCAGUGCCAUCGAGGAUCGCUUGGACAGUGGCGAAGUGACCAAAGAUACUACAGAAGAUGGGGAGAAGGGCCGAGACUGGCGAGCCCUGAUGGAUGCGCUCGCCCGUCUGUAUCUUGCCGACAACCGAGCUGUAGACGCUUUGAGAUGUUAUAUCGCGCUUCAAGAUGCGGAGAAGGCAUUCAGCUUGAUGAGAGAAGAAAAACUGCUGGAUUCUGUCGCAGAUGAUAUCCCAGGACUCCUGAUGCUUCGUGUUAGCAGAGAACAGAUGCGAUCAGCAACCUUAUCCGAACUGGAGGAGGCCAGCACCGAGGCAGUGCAAUUGCUUGUGGAAGAGGCGUACCGCGGGACGAUACCUACGCCUGAAGUCGUUGCUCAGUUGCAAAGUAAAGGCGACAAGUUCCAGCCAUUCCUGUUCUUCUAUUUCCGCGCACUCUGGAACGGUGCUUCGUCACCAAGCAGCAGCGCAAAUGCUGCUCCUCGACGAAAAUUCGAUCGCCGUAUAGACGAGGGACACAUGCUGGUCAAUGAUCAUGCCGACCUGGCUAUUCGCCUCUUCGCUGAGUAUGAUCGUGAUCUGUUGCUCACAUUCUUGAAGUCAUCCGAAGUCUACAGCUUCGACAAAGCAGCUGAGAUAUGUGAGAAACGGCACUAUAUUCCGGAGCUGGUACAUAUUCUCAGCAAGACGGGACAAACCAAGCGUGCUUUGUUUUUGAUCAUUGGCGAGCUGGGCGAUGUCUCGCAAGCCAUUGCUUUUGCGAAAGAGCAUCCAGAUCUGUGGAACGACCUGCUGGACUACAGCAUGGACAAACCUUCGUUUAUACGUGGUCUCCUAGAAGAAGUCGGCGCCGCGGCAGCAUUCAAUCCAAUAGACGUGGUGCGACGCAUACCCGAGGGCCUUGAAAUUGAAGGCUUGAAGAGCGGCAUUCAGCGCCUCGUCCGCGAAUUUGAGAUUCAGCUGUCCAUCUCAGAGGGCGUAGCUAGAGUGCUGAGAGGUGAGGUAGGCAUGGGUAUGGACACGCUUCGUGCGGGCCGUAAGAAGGGCGUGCGGUUUGAGGUAAAGCAUGAGACUUCUACCGAAGUGAAUCUUGCCGUCAUCGAUCCUCCUACGCAGGUGCCGGAUGGCGAGGAACUACCUGUACCAAAACGACUGAGCAAGACCGAUGCCAAGAGCGAAGUCGCCCAAAGACCUGCAAGGCCGGGACACUGCGUCGGCUGUGAUGAGGUUUUCCACGAAGACGAAAAGGAAACUCUCAUCGGCUUCGCUUGCGGGCAUGUCUACCACUUAUCCUGUCUUCUGGACGCGAAUCCCGAUACGCACGCAACGCGUGAAGCAGAAGACUUGCUGGAUGAGAUGCACCGCGCCGCAGAAGAAGGGCAGGACUCGGGAUACAGCGGGAGAAGUGUUGGAGCAAAGGUCGCGCACGCUCACAUCAUUGGGAAUGUGGUGAAAGGAGGGUGUCAGCGAUGCGUGAUCCCCGAAGGAGCAUGAACAAUUGUACGGUCCGCAAGCAUACGGACUGGGGACUGAACAAGCAUGGCAUUGUUUUGUGACGAGAAGAGGCAGAUCAGCAUUUCGUGCGCAAUAAGAUACCCAAGUACUGCAGAACAU
Molecule: messenger RNA, 4210 nt
Organism: Cercospora beticola
Lineage: Eukaryota; Fungi; Ascomycota; Dothideomycetes; Mycosphaerellales; Mycosphaerellaceae
Gene: VPS41
Product: Vps41p
Biological process (GO): macroautophagy; cellular response to starvation; vesicle-mediated transport
Cellular component (GO): HOPS complex; late endosome
Molecular function (GO): protein binding
Source: RefSeq, a predicted model, not a curated record